Messenger RNA from Erpetoichthys calabaricus (reedfish), 5536 nucleotides. RefSeq names its product A disintegrin and metalloproteinase with thrombospondin motifs 15-like. NCBI's taxonomy places the organism in Eukaryota, Metazoa, Chordata, Cladistia, Polypteriformes, Polypteridae. The record is from RefSeq and is a predicted model, not a curated record. Bases 417 to 3272 code for a protein of 951 amino acids. The transcript is spliced from 8 exons. Gene Ontology annotation, molecular function: zinc ion binding; metalloendopeptidase activity. Gene Ontology annotation, biological process: extracellular matrix organization; proteolysis.
CAGCCCAGAUGGGAGGGAACCCACCGACUUUAAGAUCAGGCUGAAAAGUGAUAAUAAUAUUUGAAGAGCUGCAAGUGGCUGUGACGCCGAAAAACGAACCGAGAGGCAGGUCCAAUGAGCAUUUCCAGGACCUCCCUUCGCUGCCCCAAAAAACUCUGAUUGCAACUGCUCAAAUGUUUACACAUGACACAAAUGUAUAAAAUCAGCUGAGAGAGAAGCACAGUACAAGAGGCAGGUAGAAGAAGAGAAUGGAUCAUGCUUUUGUGGAAUACCGAAUUUUGCACUGAAGGGCACAGCGCGUCAUACCUGUGUAAUACCUUGGAUUAUUAAUAUUUAACACCUUGUUUUAUUAUCAUGAACACUGUACUACAACACUGUUAAAUUAGGAACACUAGCAUCCAUUUGAGAAGCCAACAAUGUUAUUGAUAAUCAAAACCCUCAUAAUUCUUUGGAAUAUUCUGUUGGUGUUAAUCCAUUUUAUCAGCAGUAUGGAAAGUGAAUUUUUUACGCCAGUCAGAAUGGAUCUGCACAAUUGGGAUCUUGAGAAUGUCAUACGCAGCACAGAAGAAGCAAACCUGCGUAAAGUUUUUAAAAUCAGCGCGUUUAAUCAGGAUUUCUAUCUGAAUUUGAUGCCCGAUUCCGAUUUCAUUGCACCUUCUUUUUCUUUGCAUAAUGUGGGUACCCCACAGAGAUCCACCUCUAAUCCCAGCCUCAGCCGCUGCUUUUAUUCUGGGGAUGUGAAUGCGGAUCCAAAUUCCUACGCCGCUUUCAGUCUUUGCAAAGGUUUACUGGGCGCUUUCGGCUACAACGGAUCGGAAUAUACAAUAAAGCCGUUUGAGAAUGAUACUGUGCCUCGAAAAGCAUCCAAUGUUCUGAGCUUACACACAAUUCAGCGCAGAAACGCACCUGUCCAAAAAGCAAACUAUACCUCCAGGUGCGGUGUAGGGUCAGGUUUGAAUCACGCCGUUUUAGAGGCUCUAGAAAACUACAGAAGCUUCCACAGAAACGGCAGUAAAUUACGGACGGAAAAAGGGCCGAGAAGCAUUGGCAGGCAUAAACGGUUUGCUUCUGUCCCCAGGUACGUAGAGACCCUCAUAGUAGCAGACGAAUCAAUGGUGAAAUUCCACGGUGACGACCUUAAACACUACCUCCUAACAUUAAUGUCAGUUGCAUCCCGACUUUACAAGCAUCCAAGCAUUUUGAACUCCAUUAAUAUAGUGGUGGUGAAGUUUAUGAUGAUAACCGAAGAAGACAAAGGACCAAAGAUUUCCAGUAACGCGGCAUUGACUUUGCGAAAUUUUUGCACCUGGCAAAAAAAGCUCAAUAAAGCAAAUGACAAGCAUCCAGAAUACUGGGAUACUGCUAUUCUUUUCACGAAGCAGGACUUGUGUGGGGCUACCACCUGUGACACUCUGGGCAUGGCAGAUGUGGGGACAAUGUGUGACUCAAAGAGAAGCUGCUCUGUAAUUGAAGAUGAUGGCCUUCCCUCUGCUUUCACUACAGCACAUGAAUUGGGUCAUGUCUUCAAUAUGCCCCAUGAUAAUGUGAAAGCCUGCGAGGAAGUAUUUGGCAAGUUAAAAGAUAAUCAUAUGAUGUCUCCCACACUUAUUCAAGUGGAUCGCUACAACCCAUGGUCAGCCUGCAGUGCCGCCAUCAUCACAGAUUUUCUAGACAAUGGCCACGGUGACUGUCUUCUAGAUCAGCCCGUCAAACCUCUUGUCAUUCCUGACACUCUCCCUGGUGCCAGCUAUAACUUAAACCGGCAGUGUGAGCUUGCAUUUGGACCCGGCUCCAAGCCUUGUCCCUACAUGCAGUCUUGUACCAAGCUGUGGUGCACAGGAAAGGCUCGUGGGCAGCUAGUAUGUCAGACAAGGCACUUCCCGUGGGCUGAUGGAACAAGCUGUGGAGAUGGAAAGUUCUGCCUUAGGGGGUUUUGUGUUGAGAAACACAAUGUAACAAAGUAUAAGGUGGAUGGUCGCUGGGGAAAGUGGGGCCCCUUUGGACCCUGCUCUCGAACAUGCGGUGGUGGUGUACAGCUGGCUAAAAGAGAGUGCAAUAACCCACAGCCGGCCAACGAAGGGAAAUAUUGCCAAGGUCUCCGAAUCAAAUACCGAUCGUGUAAUUUGGAUGCCUGCGCUGAAACAGGUAAAAGUUACAGAGAAGAACAAUGUGAAGCAUUUAAUGGGUACAAUCUUAAUACCAAUCGACUUACACCCUCUGUAGUCUGGGUACCAAAAUAUUCUGGAGUUUCACCCAAAGACAAAUGCAAGUUAAUCUGCAGAGCCAAUGGGACUGGUUACUUUUAUGUAUUGGCACCAAAGGUGGUGGAUGGGACACCUUGCACACCAGAUUCUUCAGCUGUGUGCGUUCAAGGAAGAUGCAUUAAAGCCGGAUGUGAUGGAAAACUGAGUUCAAACAAAAAGUUUGACAAAUGUGGUGUGUGUGGUGGAGACAGCAAAACUUGCAAGAAAGUUUCUGGAUUGUUCACAAAGCCUAUACAUGGUUACAACUUUGUUGUAAUGUUGCCAGCUGGAGCAUCAAGCAUUGAUGUCAGACAAAGAGGCUACAAAGGAAUGGUCAAUGAUGACAACUAUCUUGCUGUUAAAAACAGCCAAGGAAAAUAUUUGUUAAAUGGGAACUAUGUUGUCUCAGCAGUGGAGAGGGACAUCAUGGUGAAGGGAAGCUUGCUCCGUUACAGUGGAACCACCACCUCUGUAGAAAUGUUACAGGCUUUCAGGCCACUUCAAGAAUCUUUAACCAUUGAAGUCUUGUCAGUGGGGAAAAUGACACCCCCACGUAUUCGUUAUUCAUUUUAUUUACCAAAGGACAGCAAGGAGGAAAAGUUAUCAUUCAAAAAGGAUGGAAUGAACAGCUCCCUUAACAAAGAAAUGGUGGAUACUAACCGGGUAGAGGCCAAGAAACCGGAAUAUAAAAGACCUUUGUGUAAGUGGGUCACAGGUAGUUGGGAUGAUUGCUCUGUGACUUGUGGGAAUGGAUUGCAAAAGAGAACAGUGGAAUGUCGUGAUAACAAUGGCAUAUCAGCUACAGACUGUGACACGUCCCAGCGUCCGGUGGACCUUCGAAUAUGUGGAGAUCCAUGCCCAUUGUGGAACAUCGGGGAAUGGUCCCCUUGCUCUAAGACUUGUGGUAAAGGAUUUAAGAGACGUACUUUACGCUGCAUGACCCAGACAGGACUAUAUCUCCCAAGAGAGCAUUGCAAUAUCAAGAAAAAACCACAGGAGCUGGACUUUUGUACAUUGAGAUCAUGCUAGCAGGUUCUGCAAAUGGUGGGGGCUUUUUAUUUGAUAGUUGGGCUUCAUCAAAUACAUUUGAAAGAAAAUCUUAGUAUGCAGGCAGAAUUUCAUUUUUUUUUCUGGGGCAUCUGUCUGCAGAAGACAUAUAAUAGGAAACUUUAAAGCCGGGAGGAUAAAGAGAGUAAGAUGUAGGAGUUAAUGUCCAUUAAUUUCAAAUCAAAUAAAAUUGGAGUUUAACAUUCAGCACAUCUACCUCUGAUGUAAAAUUCAAAUAAUAUAAUUUGGAAACAAAUUAUUUUUAAGUAUUUUGCUUUUAAAAUGUUGAAGCUUUUGGAUAUCAACACAAAACCUCAACUCUUCAAAAGAAAGAAACGUGUAAGAAAUGCACAAACUCCUUAUAUUAGACUUUCUCCCUGAGUAUAAUUUAAAGCCCAGUAGCUGUAGAGGUUACAUAAUCAUUUUGACAAACACCAAUGUGUAUAGCCAUAAUCACCGAUCAAAGAAUGCAUACAACAUUCUGAACACAAAUAAUUCAGUUAUCAUGUUUUAAAUCUCAAUAUUUAGAUUACUCAGAAUGCUGAAUUCUUAGCAAAAUAUCCAGCUAACAGAGAAAAGCUUGUUUAUGUAAAUAUAUUGUGGAUUUUUCUCUGGUGCUCAUUUUAAAUACCUUGCUCUUCAAGUAGCAUGCAGCCAUUAACAGCAUACUAUUGAGCAGACAGACAUGUUCAUCAUUGAAUCAUUGAUGUUUUACUUUACAUGCUGUACUGUAGGUCAUUUCACAGUGAAAGCAUUGCUAUCCUUUUAAAUACCUCAAAUAUGAAAUUAUUGCAAAAACAGGUGAAAUGAAAUAGAUGUAAAUUAAAAAUAACUGUCUAAUGUUAAAAAAAAUGAAGGUUUAAGCUGUAACUAGAAAAAGCUCCUUAAGGAAUAUGACAUCAUUUCAUUCAUUCUGUGAACUGAUUUUUCUAGUACUGAGUGACACAGAGGUAAAUAUUGUACUGGCUUCAAAAGAUGCAUGCUAAGAAAUAAGCAUUGGUCUUUGGGCUGUAGGAGGAAAUCUAAGCACCCAAACUAAUCCUAAACAUACAGUGGAGAACAAAUAAGGGACAGGAUAACUAAAGAAAAAUUGGGGUGCCAGCUUGUCACCCCAUUUACUACCAGUGUCCAAAAGAAAGCUUCUCUAAAUUAUCUGCUCUCUUGAGCAGGUCUGGGUUGGAGAGCUCUGUCAUGCAGGACAUAGUUCCCCUGACUAGGAUGCCAUCUUCUAGGAGCCCUUGAAUUUAUAUUGUCCCGACCAGAAGAAGCAUGGUUUAGUUGACUUGGGGCAUGGUCCUCCUUGGUUGGCUUCCUGGAAGUACAGAGGGGAAAACAGAUGGCAUUAAUAGCAUUACUGCAUACUUUGUCUGAGCCUGGAAGGUGAUCCUCAGGCGCCCAUGCACGACAAUACACAGUAGAUGGUGUACACUCAAUAUGGAAGGCACAACUAAGUGAAUUUAAAACACUAGAAGACAAUAAUGCUAUGCGUUGCAAAUUUUACAUCAGAAACUUUAUAUAUUGUAAAUGUGCAUUCAAAAAGGCAAUCAGAAAAACUUUGAAUCACCAGCGGUAUAAAAGUUAUUAUGCAACUGGUUUUAGUACAAUUUAUCGCAAAUAAUUUUGAAACUUUGGCAGAUACAUUAGAAUAAUUGUAUAGCUGUAACUAAGAAAGAAGCUUUAUUCUGCCACCCAUUAAUCACAUGUGUACUUACUGGUCAAUUACUGUGUAACUACCGGCAUUGGUACAUGAAUACAAUAUACCUGCAGUAAAAUAUGAGUAUUAGUGUAACUACACACUUCUUAUUGCUUCAUUCAUACUCAGUUGCGUAGUUACAUGUAUAAUGUAAUUGUGAUUUACACAUAUUAUUUAAACAAAUACAGUUAUACAUUAAAACAUACAAAGAAAUAGACAAAUUUUAGUCCCACUUAACUUUACACACUUUUAAUGUUUACAAUAAAUAUCAUUUACAAUAAUUUGUUUUAUACUGAGUACUGUAAAAAAAAUCCAUAUUAAAUUAUCUGGCUGUCACUGAAUCAAUACCUGUUAACUUAAAUUAGGUAUUUACACUCCCUAUAAAACUGAUGAUUAAAGUAUACUGCUAAAGUCAGACUGGAAAUUCAUCUUUUAUUAAUAAUAUCAGAAGAAUUAUGUUGCGCUAAACCAAUAUUCCCAGAAAAUAUACUAAUUCAAGGAAUAGCUAAAAAACACAGAUUUGACAAAGCACAGAAGAAAAAUCUGAAAAGAA